ACUUGACCACGUCGGAUGGUUCGCUUCACUUUUUUCCGUCGCUCCGGUCACUUUUGACCUAUCUACUUUGACCGUCGCUUCUUUGGCAGCGGAGCGGAGCGGAGCGGAGCGGGGAGGGAUAGAACGGAGGCGUGUACCCGGCCAGACGAGACGAGACGUCCGGUGCCCGUUGUGUCGGUGCCGGCCGGUUCGGCUGUUGCUCGGCUGUUGGGGCUUCAGGUGCGCACACCUGCAACGUGUUGCGAUGAAGCCUCCCAUCAGCCAAUCGGACUGCGGCCGAGCGGACGGGCGCGCUCCCAGGCCCAAGAGGGAACGGAAAGAGCGCAGCUACACCACGUGCGACGUUUGCAACAUCCAACUCAACUCGGCGGCGCAGGCGCAGAUCCACUACGACGGCAAGACGCACAAGAGGAGGCUCAGGCAGAACGGCGACGGAGGCAAGACGGCAAACGGCGCAGGACAAGGCGGGCCGCUGGUGGCCUCGCUGUCCGUGGCGGGACGGCCGCUGCAGCAGCCCCGGCUGGACCUGAAGCACCUGCUGCCGUUCCGUCUCAACGGCUCGUCGCCGCUCAGCCUCUUCCCCAACUUCAACUCGAUGGACCCUGUGCAGAAGGCGGUGAUCAAUCACACCUUUGGCGUCCCGCAGCCCCUCAAGAAGAAGCAGAUCAUCUCCUGCAACAUUUGCCACCUGCGCUUUAACUCCACGAACCAGGCGGAGGCUCACUACAAGGGCCACAAGCACACACGCAAGCUCAAAGCCAUGGAGGCGCAGAAGAACAGGCAGCGGCGGGCCGGCGAAGCCGCGGCCAGGGAGCGGGACCGGACCGAGAUGGCGGACGUCGCAGCCACGCCCCCUGCUGCCGCCGACCCCGGCUCAGAGGAGGGAAUAAGUCUUCAGUCAGACUCCCCGGACGUCAAAACAGAGGAGAGCUCGGCCGCGCCGCCGUCGGACGUGGCGGCCGCCGAAGCGGCGCCGACCUUGCGGCUCUCGCCGACCUUGAGGCUCUCGCCGACCUUGCGGCUCUCGCCGACCUUGCGGCUCUCUGACACGGCGGCGGCGGCGGCGGCGGCGGCGGCGGCUAACUCCGCCGCUCCAGAGGCGGCCGAGGGCUCGAGAGGCCGGACGGACUCGUCCGGCGCCGACGGAGAGGCGCGGGCGGACGAGGAGGGCAAGAAGAGCAAAGCGCACCUUCACUGUCCCGUCUGCAAAGUGACCAUGAACUCGGCCUCGCAGCUGGAAGCCCACAACAGCGGUACAAAACACAAGCUGAUGCUAGAAGGUCAAAGCGUGCUGCCCCGCCGCCGCGGCAAGAUGGCGGCGGCCCGCGCCAGCUAUAAGAGCAAGCGGCUGGCGAGCAAAAGCAGCGUGGGCGUCACCAACAAGAGCUUUCAGUGCCAAGUGUGCGAGAUCUUUGUCAACUCCGAGACGCAGCUCAGCCAGCACAUGAACAGCAGACGGCACAAGGACCGAAUGGCCGGAAAACCGCCCAAGCCCAAAUUCAGCCCGCACAGCAAGGGCCAGCAGCUCAGCUUAGCGAGCAUGCGAUGGAACGGCUGUGCGGGCGCGACUGUGUCGGCCAUGAAGAAAGCUUUGGGCAGCUACGGCCUGGCCUCGCUCUCCUCGCAGACCAAACUGGCCUUGCAGAAGCAGCUGACCAAGAGCUUGGCCGCGGGCUUCCUGCCCGGCCCCCUGGCACCGCCCACCCUCUGCACGCUUGCCGCCAACCCGCUGGCGCUACGCCCCCCAAUGGGCGCCGCCGCCUUCAUACAGACGCCCUUCCUGGGGCCGGCGCUUUUCCGGCCCGCUCCGGGUCCUCUGCGGCCCGCGCACGCCCCCAUCAUUUUUUCCCCCUACUAAUGCCCUCCCCUCCCCUCCCC
Messenger RNA from Syngnathus typhle (broad-nosed pipefish), 1878 nucleotides. It is a transcript of the gene znf385c, whose product is annotated as zinc finger protein 385C. Bases 245 to 1858 code for a protein of 537 amino acids. The transcript has 10 exons. Lineage: Eukaryota; Metazoa; Chordata; Actinopteri; Syngnathiformes; Syngnathidae. Gene Ontology annotation, cellular component: nucleus. Gene Ontology annotation, molecular function: nucleic acid binding; zinc ion binding. The record is from RefSeq and is a predicted model, not a curated record.